AGCAGGAUGGCAGAGCAGCCCUGCCCAGCACCUGCCACCAGCCCUCCCCAGCAGGGCAUGGCCCCAGGUCCCCUGGCUGGCCCCACACCCCUGGGGCUCCGAACCCACCCCAGGGACAAGUGGAGCAAGAAAAUGGAUUUCCUCCUCUCGGUCAUCGGAUUUGCUGUCGAUCUGGGCAACGUCUGGCGGUUCCCUUACAUCUGCUACCAAAACGGAGGGGGAGCCUUUCUCAUCCCAUACACACUGAUGGCUGUUUUUGGAGGGGUGCCCCUCUUCUACAUGGAGCUGGCCCUGGGGCAGUUCCACAGGAUGGGUGCCAUCCCCAUCUGGAAGCGCAUCUGCCCCAUCUUUAAAGGCAUCGGCUUCGCCAUUUGCAUCAUUGGCCUGUACGUCUCCUUCUACUACAACACCAUCAUCGCCUGGGCUCUCUACUACUUCUGUUCGUCCUUCUCGGGCACGCUGCCCUGGGCAAGCUGCGACAACCCCUGGAACACACCCAACUGCACCAACUACUUUGGGAGGAGCAACGUGACCUGGACCAACUUCUCCAGGUCCCCUGCUGAGGAGUUUUAUAUGAGGAAAGUCCUGGAGAUCCAGAAGUCUGGGGGUCUGUACGACGUGGGGGGGAUCCACUGGCAGCUGCUCCUCUGCCUCUUCCUCAUCUUCACGAUUGUGUACUUCAGCCUCUGGAAAGGGGUGAAAACCUCUGGGAAGGUGGUGUGGGUGACAGCCACGCUGCCCUACAUUGUCCUGCUCAUGCUUCUGGUCCGGGGGGCCACCCUGCCCGGCGCCUGGAGGGGAGUUGUCUUCUACCUGCGCCCGGACUGGAGCAAGCUCCUGAGCACCGCGGUUUGGGUUGAUGCUGCUGCACAGAUUUUCUUCUCCUUGGGCCCUGGAUUUGGUGUACUUCUUGCUCUGGCCAGUUACAACCAUUUCCACAACAACUGCUACCGGGACGCACUCGUCACCAGUGCAGUGAACUGCCUCACCAGCUUCCUCUCAGGCUUUGUCAUCUUCACUGUGCUGGGCUACAUGGCUGAGAUGAGGGAUGUGGAAGUGGAGGAUGUCGCGAGAGAUAAAGGACCAAGCCUCCUCUUUAUCACCUACCCUGAAGCAAUCGCCAACAUGGUGGGAUCCACCUUCUUCGCCAUCAUAUUCUUCCUGAUGAUGAUAACGCUGGGGCUGGACAGCACGUUUGGGGGCUUGGAGGCCGUCAUCACAGCUGUGAUGGAUGAGUACCCCCAGGUCCUGGCUGGGCGACGGGAGCUCUUUGUCCUCGGCCUCAUCACAGUCUGUUUCCUGGGCUCCCUGAGCACCCUCACCUACGGGGGAGCCUACGUGGUGAAGCUGCUGGAGGAGUUUGGUGCUGGCUGCUCAAUCCUGGCAGUGGUGCUACUGGAAACAAUAGCUGUCUCCUGGUUUUAUGGGAUACAGAGGUUCUCCCACGAUGUGAAAGCCAUGCUGGGCUUCAUGCCAGGGAUGUUCUGGAAGGUGUGCUGGGUCGCCAUCAGCCCUGCCUUGUUAGCGUUCAUAGUUAUCAGCUCCCUCCUGGACCAGCCACCUCUGACACUCUUUGACUAUCAGUACCCUGAGUGGAGUAUCUUGGUGGGGUACCUCAUAGGAGCAUCGUCCUUCAUCUGCAUCCCCUUCUACAUGGUGUACAAGCUCAUCUGGACGCCAGGGUCCUUCAAGCAGCGCCUUGCUGUCUGCAUUUGGCCAGAGAAAAUAACACGAGACCUGCAAGCAGAAGUGGUGUGCGCGUCACCUGUCCUGUAGCCCAGUGGGAUGUCCAGGGGCACAGACUGCUUCAGCUUCCUGCCCGUGCCCUGACAAAGCACUGGGGCAGGCAGAAGAGAAGCUGCCAUCACCUUCCUCACAGCCAACUGCCCCCCGCAUCUCCCCUGGUGGCUGCACAUGCUGGCGGCAGCUCCCCGGCUACCGGCUCCUGUUGUGUCAGAGCAUCUUGUCGGAAGCGGCGCGGAGCCCGUUCUCUCUGCAGGCAGGAAAACCUGAUCCCCAGCAGGGAGAAUGGGACCCGCCGCUGAGUCCCGUGGGCUGGAAGGGGCCAAACUCCUCCGGUUUGGAGGUGAACCCUGACUCCUGGUGAAGACGGAGGAGUGCCGCUGCAGAGGGAUUGCUGUCCGACUGUACAAGCUGUGAACACGCCUUGCUUAGAGACACUCGCAUCCUUGCUGUGCAAACCUGCUUGGCACAAGUAGUGCAUGCCUUUAGCCGUGCCGUGAGUGAUGUGGAAAAUAAAGCUGCUAUCAAUUGUUAAAAGAUCGGACGAGGGAGAGGAGCCAGAGCUCACUGUGCCGUGUUGAUGCAGUACUGUGGUGCGGCUGAGAGCACAGGGCUGGGCUGGGGGAGGAGGGGGGCUGCCACUGUCCUGACACACAAAUACCUUGUUCCAUUGCAAAGAUCAAAAGUCUGGGAGAGAAACUGUGUGGCCCCUCGGGUACAUACUGCUGCGGCAAGACAGGCUCCUGCCACCCCAUCCCGUCAUCUUGAAGGUCAUCUUGAAGAAGACCUACACAUACAUCAUUUUAGAAACAAACAGGCUCAGGGUGAAGCAGCCCCGGCGCUGGUAUAAACCACCCACUGUCCACCUGUCACAGUUUCCCAAUAACAUUGCGCUGCUUCCGAUGCUCUCGCCAUUUCUCCACAGUUGUUAGCCCGUCGAAUGUGUUCCAGCAGCCGGGUCCAGCUCAGUGGAGGCGGAACCGCAGCUCCUGCCCCAUGCCUCAGCCAUGUGCUGGUUUUACUGUGGUGCCCCUCACCGUGCCCUCCUGGCAGCUCCUGCUUUCCUUUGGGGUGAUGCAGAACCGACCAGGAGAGUGCAGCCAAG
Falco peregrinus (peregrine falcon) is the source of this 2848-nucleotide messenger RNA. RefSeq names its product sodium-dependent serotonin transporter-like. Gene Ontology annotation, molecular function: serotonin:sodium:chloride symporter activity; serotonin binding. Gene Ontology annotation, biological process: serotonin uptake; sodium ion transmembrane transport. The record is from RefSeq and is a predicted model, not a curated record. The coding region runs from base 7 to 1776 and encodes 589 amino acids. NCBI's taxonomy places the organism in Eukaryota, Metazoa, Chordata, Aves, Falconiformes, Falconidae. Gene Ontology annotation, cellular component: membrane; neuron projection. The transcript has 13 exons.